Acanthoscelides obtectus is the source of this 8227-nucleotide messenger RNA. Lineage: Eukaryota; Metazoa; Arthropoda; Insecta; Coleoptera; Chrysomelidae. The record is from the annotation of a GenBank genome assembly.
GGAUGUGGCCAGUAUAGCAAAACUCUUCGUAGACCGGUACCACAAUGUUUUGGACAGGAUUAGUGAUCCCAGGACGUCAGACUGGCCGUUGAUGCAAAGUCCAAUACCAACGGUGAUGAUGGUGCUAGGAUACCUCUAUGUGAUCCUGUUUUUGGGACCUAAGCUCAUGGAAAAUAGGAAGCCGUUCAAGUUAAAAGAAGUGCUUAUAGUUUACAAUGCCUUACAAGUCUUAUAUAGUGCCUUUAUGUUAUAUGAGCAUCUAAUGAGCGGCUGGUUUUGGGACUACAGCUACAAAUGUCAACCUGUGGACUAUUCAAAUAACUACAAAGCAAUGAGGAUGGCCAGGCUAUGUUGGUGGUACUAUAUUUCCAAGUUGACAGAAUUUGCGGAUACCUUGUUUUUCGUAUUGAGGAAGAAAGACAGCCAGAUUAGUUUUCUGCAUCUCUAUCAUCACAGCUUGACGCCAUUGGAGACGUGGAUUCUAGUCAGAUUCAUCGCAGGUGGUCAUGGUACGUUCUCCAACCUCAUCAACAACAUGGUGCAUGUGAUCAUGUACUUUUACUACAUGGUGUCAGCCAUGGGACCAGAAUACCAAAAGUACAUAUGGUGGAAGAAGCACGUGACCACCAUUCAGCUCAUCCAGUUCACUUUGGUGUUCGUUCACUCAGCGCAGAUCUUGUGGACAGACUGCGGUUACCCCAGACUGGUAGGCGGCUUUCUAUUAGUUCACGCCGCCAUUUUCUUCGGCCUUUUCACGAACUUCUACUACCAGACGUACAACAAAUCCAAAGCCAAAGCAGUCAAGCAAGAGUAGACCAUAUGGCCAUACUUAGGAUAUUGAAAUAUUUAUUCAACAACUUGUUACUCUUUUUGAAAAUAAGGUGCCAAAGCGAGAAAGCCUUAGGUGUAGAACGUGAACGAAAGGGUAAAUUAUUGUUUUGUUGCUUUUGACUGUUUGUUAUUUGUUAAGUAGCAUCAGGAUAGGAGUAGCUGAGAUGACAGCUCCAAAAGUAUAAAUUGCGAAUAGUGUGGAAACUUGGCUGAAUUGUUAGUUUAUUAAUAGGAAAAUAGCCUAAUACUUGAGAGAAUGUCAAGUUUCCAUUCAAGUCGUAUAUACAAAUUGUUCCACAUGGAAAUUAUUAUCACAAUCAGAAAAAUAUAAACAAAUACAUUUCCGAAUUUCAAGACUCCAAUCCGGGCAAGGGUAAGUAAGAUUCCAUGUAGUGAACGGAAUUACAGUUCACAUUUACAAUGGUUGCCCUCGCAACAGUUUUGAGGGCAAAACACUGGAUCCAAUAGAAAGAUCACUAUUAUUUUGAAAACCAGGAGACGACUAUAAAAUAUGUAUCAGGAAAUGGAAAGAGGCAAUCUAUAUCUUAUGCAGAUAUCAGCAAACCCUUGCAAGGCGGCUAAAAAGGUGUUUUCUAUUAUACAAUAUGAGUUUCUAGCGCGGGCUCGAUCGAUCGAAAAUUGUUGCUCGUUGAAUAAUAUUUUUAUCUCUACAGGGUGAUUCAUAACUAAGUGCUGACCCGCGCAUACAUUUUCUAAACGGAAAGACCUACAUCAUAUUGCAGAUUAGAAAAGGCUCUUUCAAAUGGUGCAGUUCGAUAUAACACGUUUUGUCUUCAAAUUGUUGAGAUAUUCGAUAGUCUAUCGAAAAAAAUAUUCAAAAUUGAAAAUUUGAUCUCCCAGCAACUUUUAUAGCUAGACCCCAGUAAAAUUGUAUUAUCCCAUUAUUGUUUCCCUACCUGCUUACUUUGUCAGUUUUCAGGACAGCUUAUACAGAGAUGAAACCUUUAUAUUUUCACACUCUUUGAUUCCCCGUUGCACAUUUUUCUCAUAUAAGGUUUAUCUGGGCUUAUACGACUGGAUUACAGCUACCCUUUUUGUAAAUUAGAUAUCAAGGUAAAUGAAAAAUAUUACAAUAUCUUUCAAAAUAUGAUAACGACAGAUUGUUGGUAUUGAUGUAUUUUCAUAAUACAAGGACAUCUAAUUUUUCCGAAAGAAAUCAAAAAAACACGUUGCUAAGUAAUAUUUUGACAAGAAGCAUGAGUGCUAGUGGCAACAGAAAUCCGAGUCGAAGACGGGGAUUUUGCAUCCGCACGAUUUUUUUUUUAAAUUUUACUUUGCAUGGCGUUCUUUCAACAGGAAAAAAUUAGAUGCCCCAAUGAUAUUUAACAAGGCUAUUUCAUGAGUAACAGAGUAACUGUUUAAAAACAAUAUUGCAAAAUUUAUUGAAAAUAAAAUCAAAAAAUGGUUCAGCGUCGUUUUUGGGUGUCCUAGGAGACCAUAAUUACUUGUUAUCAAAGAUGUUGUAAUGUUUCGAGACAACGCUGUCAAGUUUUGCCGCGGGUAAAGUCCAAAAAAACUGCUGACACGUGUUCUGAUACAAUUUUUUCAUCUAGGAACCAUUUGUAAUUCAAAAUUGCUCGUUUGUGAUUGGUGUAAAUUAAAACGAGAGAAAAAGUCAUUAUGAAUCAAAUCUACCCAAACGUAUGCAAUAAAGUAAAAAAGUUAAGGUGUUUUUAGUAACAAAAAAAAGUCGUUCAAACCCGCAUGAACUUGUAUCAGAAAAAAAGCUUGUGAAACGGAUAAUGAAUGAAUACGAAAAUAUAUAGAGUGCUUUGAGAAGCAGUUGAUUUUGCGUUCUUGAUCACCUUGUAUAGACUGACCAAAAAACUGAAAAAGUAAGCAGGUUGGGAGAAAAUAUGUCACGGCAAAUUCAGUACUCUAGCUAUAACAUAUAAUAUUUGGAAUAAAAUGUGGUUCCUUUCAUUUAAAAAAAUGUUUGGGUCACUAUGUAGCUAUGAACCAAGUGCGAACCCAGAGGGGGGCAAGGAGGCAUUAGCCACCUCUUUACCCUAGCUCAGCAAAAAUUAAAUUAUUCAUGUACAGGGUGCUCCACAAGCAGAAUCAAUCUAUUAAAUGAGAAAUUACUGAGAAUAUUUAAAAUAUAUAUUAGAUAUAAACUUAAUUUUGCUAAGAGCAUGGAUUACUUGAACGAACGUAACAAAAAAUGUAUGUAUACAUCUGAAAGUUAUUCUCCCAUUUGAUGUUUUUUCUCGAUUUCAGUACUUCUCUGGCCUAUUGAUUUGAUUGAAAAAAUGAGCACCCUGUUUGAAUUUUUUGGGAUAUGUACACCCCAAGAAAUAGGCGUAUAAAAUUUGCAGUAUAGCAAACAUUUGUCAUAUAUUAUCUCAAGAGUUACUUUCAAGUAUUGCAAAGUUGUUAAAUGGUGGUGGAAAAAUAAUAAAUGGAUUAAACAAUGAAAUGCAAAUAGAAAGAAAAAUAUCAACCACAGUUAAGUAGAUAUUAGUUCUGGAACUUCCACCAAAAAAAUUUUUGUACAGGGUACGCCCUUGCUAUGAACCGGCGUGUAUAAACAAAAAGUCAGGAGCAUGAUGUUGGCUGCAAUUUUUGUAUUAAACUUUUUAGACACCAUGCAUAAUAUCGCAGUUAUCGGCUUAGUCCGCACUAAAAACUCACCCUAUAUGUAGGAGCUAAGGGGACAUUGUUUCACUACGGAAUUCCAGCUACCCCUGCCUCGCACAUGCCUCGAUAAAUAUUGCCUAGAACUAAUGAGAUAUUCUGAAAGUUUGUGUUUUCAUUGUGGUUGGCGCACAACGAUUAUAAUUGCUUUCUUGCUAAUCGCCACAAAUAAUAUCGAACACCCAAUAAAAAUAAUUUUGAAUGAAACUUUGUACACAUAUUGUUAGAUAAAAGGAAGUGGAAUUCGUGAUUCAGUUUUUAAGUUAAUACAUUUGCGAUAUGCUGAUACCGUAUACAUUCAUCUAGUCGUCGGGGCAUGCUUCUAAGGGAGUGAUUAUGUCUUUCAUGGUAGCGUUUGUGGAAGAUGAGAUAUUCUUCCCCAUCAUAUCAUGCACAUAUUCAAUGGGCGAAAGAUCUGGAGAUCUAAGAGGAUAAGGAAGGAGGUUGAUUUAGCAGUAUUGAAGCAGUCCAUUGUUUCCCUACCAAUAUCGGGAAAAACAUUACCUUGUUGGAAGUGGGGUUCUCAAUCAUUUGGAGAAAUAGCAAAAGAUGAGGCUCCGGUAUUUCAUGAAAAUACCGUUGUUCUGACUUAUGGUGCUCCAAAUUAGAACGUGUCUUUUGUGCAUUCCUAAACAGAACCAAAACCAAGGAAAUUGGACUGAUCAAUGGUCUGACAUUGUCUUUAGUAUACAGAUACUUUGGACGGGUUCUAAAACGCUGUUGUAGUCAUGUUGUGUUUAGUGAUGAGUCUUUAUGCUUAUUUCUAAUUGAAUACAAAAUUUCUUUCAAAUUAAAUAAUUUUCAUAGGAUGGUAUAUUUUCUUGGUCACUGAAAAAUAUAUUACCUACACUUAACACUUGAAACAGAUAUUUGUAAUCAAGCUUGGACGUACGCAAAUCAAUAAAAUAUUGUUAGAGUGCAAUCAUGGCCAGUUGAUGGAUAGCACAAUAAUUUACUAUAAAAGUCAAUACACCUUUAGUCGGCCUAUAAAAUUUAACGUUUUGAUUUAAAAACAAAACAAGGUCGAAAAACAACAUAAAUAUCAAGCCUUUACUGUAAAUUCAAUGCAUAUUUCUUCAAUCACCCUGUAUGUGCUCUUCGUAUAAGCGAAAAAUGUCAAGACAAUGAGAUUUUUCCAUGUAGAAUAGACUAUAUUUUACCUUAGCAGUAAGGCUCCUUAGUUACUGUGAUGUGAAAGAUAAGGAGUACAACCGAUAAGCAACAAAACAAUAUUUUGAUAAUGAACAAUGCUUUUACUAGUUGUUUGAUGUAUACGAAACACAUUUGACAAUAACAGCAGCAGUAAUUCAGUUUCUCUGAAAAAACAAUCAACAGGAUGCGCGGUUUGUAAAAACGAUUGGAACCCAUUUUAAUGAAUUCUAAGAAAGAGGGAAAUUUUGAUUCUGAGAAUUGAGCAAUGAUUGAGUCAAACAAAAAUGUACCCCUUUUUGAAAACUUCAAAGUAUUUAGAUGAUUGAAAACUUAUCUGUAUUUGUUUUUCUUUGAGCUAUUUUGGUUUCUAAAUGUCUUAUGUACUUAUAAUGAAAAAAAUCUUACAGGUUUGACAAAAUUUUCCUCUUUGCCAGUUUCCCCUAUGGAUAAAUUAUGACGAAAUGUAAAGGUCUUCAAACAUUUUCUAUUACGUUUGCGGUUACAUCUUUCUCCAAUUCAAACUUUUCCUACUGAAUCGAAAAAACUAACAUGAAAUCAUGAUUGAAAGCAUUGUUUAAUUUACUUCACGGAUAUAGAGUAAAUGAAAUUCCAGAGACAACUGACGUGUAAUAUUUGUCCUGCUGUUUCAAUUUAAAUGCCUAAUUUGAGGCGUGAUGAUCAGUUUCCAAUACCAUUACUGAACUUUACUUUUUUCUUGAUGAAGUGAAAAUCGCAAUUAUCUCUGUAAAAGUGUAUAUGUAAAUAAAAGUUUAAGACUCGAUGAACCUUCAAAAGAAAGGAGGUGGGUAGAUAAGGGCCAUUUUUCGCCCAUAACACACUCAAAAAUAAAAAGUUCGAUUCCAGACUAUUAUUGAAUUUAUUUGUGAACUUUCAGACAUGUAUUUUUUCAUUAAAUAAUAUUUACGGUAUAAAUAAUGUAAUAUGCUUCAGAAAUUAUUUCCAAGAAAUAGAGUAUUUAGCGCUUUUUAUGCAUUAUUGUUGUUUUUCGAUCUUCGAAUCAUGUUUUCCCUACGAAGCGUUCCAUGAACCACAUUAACUUUAAUGCUCAGUGAGUCUACUUAUUAUAAGCUUGUAUAUGAGUAUUUAUUUGUUUUGGUGCAGUAAGCGCAUUAAUCCAAAAAUACGUAAUAUAUGCUGCGGGAGAGUGUGACUCACGUUCAGACAUGAUUUUUCGCUCUCGAAAAGUAUUUACGUAGUAAAGGUAUAGGUAGAUCUGAUAGUGAUUCGAAUGAAGAAGACAAGGAAGAAGAUUAGUAAAAAAUAUAUUAAGUAUAUGAAAAUGAUUAUCUUUUAUAAUUGUUUAAUAAACAUAUAUAACACUCAGAUAAUUAUUUAAUUUAUGUAUACCACGGACUUCAGUUUUCAUUUGAAAUAAGUAUGUUUUCUUCUUUGUUAUAGAGUAUACUCUUCAUAAAUAUAUCUAUCGCUGAAUGGCUCUUAUCAGCUGACCUCCUUUCCUCCUAUCUAUAUUAACUAACAGAAAGACUUUCAGUAUUCUAGAGGAAUGCAAACUAAGUACUGCAACGGGAUUUCAUAUGACACUAUUAGAACUUUCUAACUUCAUGAAAAAUCGAUUAAAGUGCAAAAGUAAUUGGAAAAUGAUCUUCACGACUCAGGCCUCUAGGAUUAAGUGCUCUUAUUUAGUCAACAGUAAUUUAAACAUUAUGUAUAGUAUCGCUUUGUAUAUGGCGUGGAUGAAAUUGUUGACUGUGAUUUAACUUAUUAUGAAAUUACCCAUAUUUAAUGAGUGGAAGAUACUCUAAACUGGCCUGUUAUCUUUUUUAUAAGAAAUGCUAUACCAGACACAGUAUGUUCGUUUUCUACUGCUUUUGUCUUUUCGGUAACAUUUCUUAAUAAAGCUACUAUCAUAACAAAUACGAACCAACUUUAAUUACAUCAGUUCUGCAGAACAAGAACUCGAUCUAAAUGAGAAAAAGAAAUUUCCUGCUACAGAACUUCAGUCCUCAGCUUGUUGAAACCGGUGCAGCAUUUCUGCAAACCUUUUUGUUUUCGUUAAUGCAGAUGUAUUCUGCAUUGACUAAGUCUUGAUCUUAUACCGACAUUUGGUUUUCUAUACCUCAUAUGUGCAAUAUUUUGUUCUUAGUUCCAGUAUGUAGAUACUCCUUAUGAAGUACUGUUUAUUUUAUAUAUCAACACAACAUUUACGGUUCACAUAGUGGUGGAAGGUUUUGGUCAGAGUUUGAAAUGUAUCUGAAUUUCGAACUGAGGUUGAUACAUCGUCAAGAUAAGGUACUUGAAUGCUGGUUCUGAUUUCAUUCUAAACGUCUCUCGCUCUCUGUUACGUUAUAUAAAUCACGUAAAUUCAAAAAUGUUUGUCUGGCAUCCCAUAAGAUCUAUCGUUUGCCAUUUGACAUAAAAUGAAGGGUAAAUUUGAACUUGUACUUCAUAAGGUACUUCCAGUAGAAGUAGUUUUAUAGAAUAAACAUAUGAUAACCUAGUCAUACUAUUUUGUAAAAUAUAAGUUUGUAAGGUGUUCUAUAUAUAUUAGGACUAGAUUUUAGGUACUGAAUGGAGCUAGGGUGUUCAGAUUUAACGGUAGAAAAUGGGACAGAAAAGAAAAAUGAAUAGGCACAUUCUCACAUCAACAAAGAAGAUGGUUGACUGUCAUUUAAGACAAAACAUCAAUCAAGAUCUGUAGAUCUAUGUUGUAGCAAGCGGAUGAACAGUACAAUAUUUGUAAUCCUUAUUAUAAAUAUGAGUACAAGCAUUGAUUACUGUAUUCUACUCUACCUGAAGAUAGCCAAAAUAAUGCUACAUUCCCGUGACCAAAAAAUUUUCUCAGAUAAAAUGAGAUACGGUAGUAUCAUCUAUGAGGAUUAGCUGCUUCUUAUUUAACUAUACAGAGAAAUCCAUAUACCACUGACUGCGUAAUGUGUACGAGAGAGAAGCACGACAAGCAUGCAAUACGUAUGUUAGAAAGGGAUAGAAGCACAACGUUGCCUAACAACCCGAGUGACGAGGCAACGUACUCAGCUGCGGCUUGCCGUGUUACCAUCGGCGUACUCUUUAUAACAUACAUCUUGCCCGCUCCUAGUGCUUCUCUCUCAUACACAUUAGGACGUCAGUGAUAUUUGGAUUCCUCUGUAUAAAGGUCAGUGUCUCAUAAAUGACGCUGUAGUUUGAGCAUAUAUGACCAUCUUUGAAAUACCAUCCUUUUUCUGCUUCAGGUAGAAUGCUUUGAUCAAUGGUACAACUCAGUAGAUCGUAUGCCACGCUUAUUAUUGGAAGUCAGUAGAUCAUCUGUCACGCUUAUGAUUGCAAAAACACAGUUCUACUCGUCAAUGUCUGCCAGAACGGUCCGUAGGCUCUACAGUCUGACCAAAUGUUGAUCUGCUGAACUGGUUCGGAACGAUUUAAAAAUCUUGUAUAUUUUCUUAUUUUGAGUAUAGGGUAGGUGUUGUCUUGUAGUAAUUUGUGAAAAAUGUACGUUUCAUUUUCAUUAAAACAAUUUCAAAUAUAUUUAAUUUGUACAUUGGAUGGUAAUGUAGCUAAAUAUUUGCUCAAAAUUUUAUAUUUUUAAUAAAGCGUGUUGAAAAAUACGGAA